AUGGGGAGCGGUGCUUUCAGUCUGGUCCUUGCACUGGCCCUGGCAGCAUGUGCCGUCCCUGCAGAGAGGAAGUGCCAGCUCAACGGGCUCUGGAGGAAUGAGCAGGACUCACUGAUGGAGAUUUCGGUGGUGAGGGACAACGGGGACUUCCAGGGGAAAUACCUCACACGGGUCACUCUUGCUGGCGGCUGCGCCCGUGCCUCCCCCCUGAAGGGCGCCCAGCAGCAGCCGGGUGAGGGGGGCUGGCCCACGUUUGCCUUCACCGUGCGCUGGGACAAGUUCUCCAAUGCCACCACUGCCUUCACGGGGCAGUGCUUCGUGGACACGAGUGGGAAGGAGACGCUGACCACCAUGUGGCUGCUACGUGAAGCUGUCGGGUCCCUCAAGGAGGACUGGAAAGCCACAAGGGUGGGCAGAAACGUCUUCACGCGCAAACGCACCCAGAAAGAAAACAUCCUGUCAAGCUUGUCCCCGUCCUGUGAGGAAGAAGCUUCACCUGCCCCAUGA
Balearica regulorum gibbericeps (East African grey crowned-crane) is the source of this 507-nucleotide messenger RNA. Its product is annotated as avidin. Gene Ontology annotation, molecular function: biotin binding. The record is from RefSeq and is a predicted model, not a curated record. Lineage: Eukaryota; Metazoa; Chordata; Aves; Gruiformes; Gruidae.